Molecule: messenger RNA, 1454 nt
Organism: Bursaphelenchus okinawaensis
Lineage: Eukaryota; Metazoa; Nematoda; Chromadorea; Rhabditida; Aphelenchoididae
Source: the annotation of a GenBank genome assembly
AUGAUGUGUAAGUGUGCCUUUUGUGCUGCCAAGUAAAAUAAAAAGUGAUUUGUUAAUUUCUAUAAGUUUAAAAUUCUUUGCAUUGAAACAACUUUUAUAUUCAAAACUGCAAAAUUAUAAUAUCAUUCUGCUGGAAAAUUAAAACUUACAUUUUUAGGUUACACCGCGAACAGCCAAGAAGAUAUCGUUUUAGAUGAGCUACCGGUGAAAAAAAUUUACGAAGAUUCUGUACCUGAAAACAAUCCAGAAGACGAUCAACCAUACAGUAUAGGUGAUAACCUAGAUGUACGUUGUUUCUAGAAAUAUUGUUUAACAGGUUAAAAAAUGAAUUUUUUGCACCAAAUUGUUUAAAACAAUUUUUCAUGGUUGAUAUUUUACACUUUAGGACAUUUCAACAGUUUGUGUUUGUGAAAAGGCAGUUAUUAUUUUCGAUACUAGUUCUCAACAAUUUCCAAAAGAUCAGAUCACCCGACUGGUAGAAAAAUUGGAACAAUACAUUGAGCAUAAUAUGUUGAAUACCAGUCUAGUAAAUACACAACAAAGUAUUUUUCCAAACAAUGAUGAGUACUGUGAAGAAUUGGGUUAUACCAUGGAAUCAUAUGCUGGAAUGCUUGUUGUCAAUAUUAAUCCGAGAAGUGACCAGACUUGUGGUAUCAGUAAGAAAACCGUGCUGCAAACUCCAUUAGUGGAAUUCAACGCUUUUUCUCUCAACGAUUCUAAACGAUGGGUUAUGACAGUGCAAAGCAAAAGUGCGUAUCUACGGUAUCAAAUAAAUGACACUAGCAAUGAAAACGAAAUGCAAGCUGCCGGAUUUUUAAUAAAAAGUGCUUGUUCACCUACGAUUGGCCGAAGUAAUUUGCACGAAGAAUAUUCUAGACUUAAGUGGAGUGAAGUUGAGAACAGGUUUCACGUAAAUUUUCGAUUAAUUAAAAAAAUGUAUUUUUAAUGUCCUGAUUUCAAUUUUUUAAUAUUUUUUGCGUAAGGUAAAAUAACUAUGUUUGGUAUACUGUAGAAAAAAAUCAAUAUUAACAACGCAUUUACUUUUGUUUUAAACGCAUUUCAGGCUUCUAUACCAAUGUACGGAGUGUUGCUAACUGUUGCGUUCGUUAUGUGCAUUGGAGGCUUGUGGGCUUUGAUUGUAGUAAUUUACCGUCGUUUACAACAUGCAGAAUUGAAAGAACAGCGUGCUAUUCGAUUGUUUAUAUCAGAAAUUGUAAAAAAGGAGCAUGAACGUGAAGAAGAGGUAAUGCACCAUAUAUUAUAAUAUACUGAAGUUUUUUUUCUAAUAUGGGACGGAGAGAAAGAAGGCAGAGAAAGGCUAAAAUUUUUUUUAGAUUUUCGUAUAAAAUUUGCUAACAUCAUAUUUUAAUAAUAAUUUAAAAUUUUUUAAGGAAGAACAAGCAAAGCUCUCCGAAUUGCUCAAGGACUACAGUAGCCAAACAAAAAAAUAUUAA